GUCCGGUCGGAAGCUUGCUCUGCGUGUCGGUGUCUGGUUGCUUCCUCGUGGAAGAUGGCGGUGCCGGAGCCGCCGCUGCCGCUGUCGCGAGGAGGCCCAGGGCCCGCUUCGCUCUCCCCGCCCCGGGGAGACCGUACUCUCCUCGUCAGGCACCUGCCGGCCGAGCUGACGACUGAGGAGAAGGAGGAUUUGCUGAAGUAUUUUGGGGCGCAGUCCGUGCGCGUCCUGUCAGAUAAGGGACGCCUGAAACAUACUGCGUUUGCUACUUUCCCUAAUGAAAAAACAGCAAUAAAGGCAUUGACAAGACUCCACCAGCUGAAACUACUAGGUCAUACUUUAGUUGUUGAAUUUGCAAAAGAGCAAGAUCGGGUUCAUUCAUCGUGCUCCACCUCAAAUACAGAGAAAAAGAAAAGGUUGGAUGAUGCUGUGGACGAUGAUAAAGAGAAGAAAGAGCCUGACGUUCUAACAAUAGAGAAUGGAAUUGCACCAAGUCACGGGCUAACUUUUCCUCUAAAUUCGUGCCUCAAAUAUAUGUACCCACCACCUUCAAGCACAAUCCUUGCAAAUAUAGUAAAUGCUCUAGCAAGUGUGCCCAAAUUCUAUGUACAGGUGCUUCAUCUUAUGAAUAAAAUGAAUUUGCCCACACCAUUUGGACCGAUUACUGCACGACCUCCUAUGUAUGAGGACUAUAUGCCAUUGCAUGCACCCCUUCCACCUACAUCACCUCGCCCACCUGAGGAACCUCCCUUACCUGAUGAGGAUGAGGAUUUAUCUAGUGUAGAAUCAGAAUAUGAAAGCAGCGAUGAGGAGGACCGACAGAGAAUGAAUAAACUAAUGGAACUAGCAAAUCUUCAGCCCAAAAGACCCAAAACAAUAAAACCACGCCAAGUGAGAAAAAAGCGAAAAAUAAAGGAUAUGUUGAAUAUACCUUCAUCAGCUUCACAUAGUUUGCAUCCUGUACUGUUACCUUCGGAUGUUUUUGACCAACCACAAUCUGUAGGUAAUAAAAAAAUUGAAUUCAAUAUAUCUACCAACAUGUCAGCAGCAUAUAAGAAAGAUUUGGAGAAGGAACAAAAUAAUGAGGAAAAGAAUUCUGAUUCCCCAGACACUGGAUUUGAUGAUUCAAAUACAGGAUUUGGAAAAAUCUUUCCCAAACCUAACUUGAACACCACAGAAGAGAUGAAAGAAGACUCUGAUGAAAUGCCCUCACAGUGUAUUUCUAGAAGGGAGUUGGAAAAGGGUCGAAUUUCUAGAGAAGAAAUGGAAACCCUCUCAGUUUUCAGAAGUUAUGAGCCUGGUGAACCAAACUGCAGAAUUUAUGUAAAGAAUUUAGCUAGACAUGUUCAGGAAAAGGACCUUAAAUUUAUCUUUGGAAGAUAUGUUGAUUUUUCUUCAGAAACACAGCGGAUCAUGUUUGACAUCCGCUUAAUGAGAGAAGGACGCAUGAAAGGACAAGCUUUCAUUGGGCUUCCAAAUGAAAAAGCAGCGGCUAAAGCCUUAAAAGAAGCUAAUGGCUAUGUUCUUUUCGGGAAACCUAUGGUGGUUCAGUUUGCUCGAUCUGCUAGACCAAAACAAGAUUCCAAAGAAGGAAAACGAAAGUGAUAAAAAUGAAUAAGGAAGCAUUCCUGCGUAAAAACUGCUGUAAUACUGUCAUACAAGUGUAUCCUUUCUUGUAUCCUUUUUGGGGCAGUGGUUUUGCUUUGUUUUCUAGAAAUACUUUCUACCAUUCAUCCAGAUUAAGCAAUACUUUUUAUAUUGCAUUCAAAGGAAACAUUUCUUUAAUUAAUUUUGUAUCCUGGACAAACAUUUUACAUGUAUUUUAGAUGCACUGCUUAGUUUUCUAUGUUAUAUAAUCAAGGAAAUUUUUUUUUCAGGGAAAGUUAGUGAAUCAGGUCACUUGUAUACAUUUGCUUUACCACAGAAUAUGGUAAUAUUUGUUGUAUAUAUGAAUUUCCUCAAUCUAAUUCAGGAACAUGCAUUCUGUUUUAUGAUUUAUCACAUUUCGGUGGUGUUGUAGUUUCAUUUUUGUUGCUGUGACAAAUCCGUCAAAAAAAGCAACUUAGGG
Acomys russatus (golden spiny mouse) is the source of this 2065-nucleotide messenger RNA. It is a transcript of the gene Rnpc3, whose product is annotated as RNA binding region (RNP1, RRM) containing 3. The record is from RefSeq and is a predicted model, not a curated record. Gene Ontology annotation, biological process: mRNA splicing, via spliceosome. The transcript has 15 exons. Bases 55 to 1602 code for a protein of 515 amino acids. Lineage: Eukaryota; Metazoa; Chordata; Mammalia; Rodentia; Muridae. Gene Ontology annotation, cellular component: U12-type spliceosomal complex. Gene Ontology annotation, molecular function: U12 snRNA binding; pre-mRNA intronic binding; protein binding.